UCUGUGCUUCCUGCUGUAGCCUGAAAUGUAAACUUUUAUACAUGGACAGAAAGGAAGCUAGAGUAUGUGUAAUCUGCCAUUCAGUCCUAAUGAAUGCUCAAGCCUGGGAGAACAUGAUGAGUGCCUCAAGCCAGAGCCCUAACCCUAACAAUCCUGCUGAAUACUGUUCUACUAUCCCUCCCUUGCAGCAAGCUCAGGCCUCAGGAGCACUGAGCUCUCCACCUCCCACUGUGAUGGUACCUGUGGGAGUUUUAAAGCACCCUGGAGCAGAAGUUGCUCAGCCCAGAGAGCAGAGGAGAGUUUGGUUUGCUGAUGGGAUCUUGCCCAAUGGAGAAGUUGCUGAUGCAGCCAAAUUAACAAUGAAUGGAACUUCCUCUGCAGGAACUUUGGCUGUGUCACAUGACCCAGUCAAGCCAGUAACUACCAGUCCUCCAGCAGCAGAGGUAAGAAAAACAAAGAAGCAACUAAAAAUGAGCACUUACUUUAUUGAGCAUUAUGCUGCCUCUUGCCUUUUGCCAAGUUCAGUGACUAUUGUGGGAACCCUGUAGAUUUGCGGGUUUGGAUACAAUUUAGUGAGAGGAGGUGUUCGUGUGUGUGUGUGUGUGUGUGUGUGUGUGUGUGUGUGUGUAUGUGUAAGUAAGAGUAAAGUAAAUGUGCCAAAAUCAGCUGUUCUUGUUUGUUCUGUACUUACAAGUUUUUCAAGAGAAAGAUUUUCAUGAAAGAUAUUCUCAGGUGAGCUCAAGUUGUUGCUAUAUCUAGAGACUGUCCAGUUAUUGUAUAAUGCCCUUAAUUUAUAUA
Molecule: messenger RNA, 798 nt
Organism: Castor canadensis (American beaver)
Lineage: Eukaryota; Metazoa; Chordata; Mammalia; Rodentia; Castoridae
Source: RefSeq, a predicted model, not a curated record